Molecule: messenger RNA, 3016 nt
Organism: Pollicipes pollicipes
Lineage: Eukaryota; Metazoa; Arthropoda; Thecostraca; Pollicipedomorpha; Pollicipedidae
Product: Down syndrome cell adhesion molecule-like protein Dscam2
Exons: 20
Coding region: 8-3016 (1002 amino acids)
Cellular component (GO): neuron projection
Molecular function (GO): protein binding
Source: RefSeq, a predicted model, not a curated record
CGACGGCAUGCUGGUCCGAUGUCGGACCACCAGCGGACUGACGGGAACCUCCAGUCGGAGUGGCUCCGCGCGGCUACGAGUUCAAAAGUCGAUGGGGAGCAGGGCACCGCGCCUGUGGGCCGCGCUCCCCGACGUCAUCAGGGUGGCGGCUGGAGCGGACGCUGAGCUGUACUGCCUGGCCGAGGGUUACCCGUCGCCGCGAGUACAGUGGUUUGAAGUACGGGACGGCCACCCCUACCCGCUGUUCCCCGCGGGGCGAGUCGAGGUCAGCGGUGAGCGCCUGACCGUGCGCCGCGUGACGUCAUCAGACGCUGGCCGGUACCGCUGCACGGCCAACUCGUCUGCGGGAGGCGCUGUUCACGAGACUACGGUGGAGGUUGCUGUUCCCAGCCGGGUCGUAGUCCGGCCUAGCCAGCUGGUUGUCAACGCAGGACAAACGGCUCAGCUGUCCUGUGACGUCACUCCAAAAGAACUUUCGUCUGACGUCACCUGGAUCAAAGACGGCCGCCUGUUGGGAGUUCCGGCCGGACAGCUGACCAUCCGCCUGCGGGAUGGUGACCCAUCCGUGGCCGGCAUGUACCAGUGCCACGUGCCUGGUGACCUCGGUACAGCACAGGUCAGGGUUGGAGCGUGGCCGGCCCGCCUACUGACCUCGCUGGUGGACCAGACGGUGCAGCCCGGGUCAGGCACGGCCGUGACCUUGACCUGCACGGCCGCAGGUUCGCCGCCGCCGCGCUUCACCUGGACCAAGGACGGCGUGAUUCCGCCGCAGCUGGGGGGCAGGUAUAUGGUUCGGACGAGCUCCUCGGGCUCCAGUGACGUCACCAGCCAGCUGACUGUGCACCAUGUGACUGCGGAGGACGGCGGAGUGUACCGGUGCCGAGCACAGAAUGCCGCCGGCAGCGCGCGUGACUCAGCCAAAGUGAACGUCUACGGUCCGGCCCGCGCGCUGCCACGCCGCGUGGUGACCGUGUCGGCCGGUGCGGCGGCCACGCUCGUCUGCCCCGUGUCCGGCUACCCGCUGUCCGGCUACCGGUGGCGGCGCGAGCCGCCUCAGAUCUCGCCGUUCGGCUUCCCGGAGGAGCUGACCGUCGGCCAGCGCACGCAGGCCUCGUGCCUCAUCACCUCUGGCGACUUGCCCAUCGACAUCGCUUGGCUUAAGAACAACGUCACGCUGGCGCCGGACAGCCCGCACGUAGAGACGCUCAGCGGCGAGUUCUACAGCAACCUGGUGUUCAAGCACCUGCGCUGGGAGCAGGCCGGCGUGUACACCUGUCGCGCCACCAACAGGGCGGCAGCGGUGCAGUCCUCGGCCCGGCUUGUCGUGCGAGUGCCGGCCCGAUGGCUGGGCGCGUUCUCCGAUUCUGUCGCCGUGCUCGGCAGUGAUGUCACAUUGAACUGUUCAGUGACUGGCCAGCCUCCGCCCACGGUCACCUGGACGCUGGCCGCCGCCGACCGGCCGCCGGCGUCUCUCCGCAACACGUCCGACGGCCGCCUCAGCGUCGGCGCCGACGGCUCUCUCGACAUCCGACGGGUCGUCGAGAACGACACCGGCAGCUACGCGUGCCUGGCGACCAACGGCGUAGGCCCGCCGCUGCGUCGGUCCGCCCGGCUCACCGUCACAGCUGGCCCCGACCCCGGCACUCUGAGCGUGUCCGCCGCCGGCCGCGCCGACGGCGGCCCGUACACCUGCGUGGCGCGCAAUCGUUACGGCGAGGACAGCACCACGUGGCACGUGCUAGUAACCGAGCGGCCGGAGCCUCCGGAGAGCCUGGAGCUUGUGUCGGUGACUUCUCGGUCGGCGCUGGUGACGUGGACGCCGCCCUACGACGGCAACAGCGCGCUGACUCACUACGUGGUGCAGUACGCGGCCGAGGAGGCCGUCACCUGGACGACCGCGGCGUCCGAGGCCACGCGUGGCGCUGGAGCCGACGCGCUCCAGGACGGCUUUGUCUGGAAGGUAACGCUUGAGUUGGUCUGCAAGUUCGGCGUCAACGAGACCGUAUCGGGCCGGCAGCGAAGUGCGCUGGUAGCCGGCCUUCAGCCCAGCACCACCUACCGCCUGCGGGCGUUCGCCGUCAACCGGCUGGGCAACAGCCGACCCAGCGCCGCACUGUUGGCCCACACCGAGCCGGAACCGCCCGCCGGCCCUCCACUCAACGUGCGCCUGCGGCCGGUGGGGCCUCACACACUCCGGCUGACCUGGAGACUUGUCGUGUCGCUCCGCUACCUGCGACCUGCCACCGCCUACUCGGCCACAGUGCGAGCGUACAACCUGGCCGGAGACGGGCCGUCGAGUUCCCCGGCCACGGCGUCCACGUGGGAGGAUGGAGACGCAGUGCGCGUCCAGCAGGAGGAGGGCACCACACUGACGCUGCGGAACCUCUCGGCGUUCACAAACUACACAGCGCUGGUGUCGGUGGUCACGGUGGUCGGCCAGGGGCCCGACAGCGCCCCGGUCACCUGCGUCACGGCCGCUGACGUGCCAGGUCCACCGGCCGGCAUCAAGUUGGUCUCGCUCUCCGCCACAUCCAUGCUGGUCUCCUGGCUACCGCCCCGGAAGCCGCGAGGACUUGUCACCCGCUACUUCGUCUACCAGAGGAAGUACGUCACCAAUGACCAGAGACGGUUCGAGUGCUCGCCCGAGCGGCGUUUGAUGCUGGCGCUGGAGCGUCUGGACCACUACCAGCGGUACGAGGUGUGGGUGAGCGCUCUCACCGCCGCCGGCGAGGGCGCACCCACGCGUACGCUAGUCUACAAGGCGCACGACAAUACGUUCCACGUUUGGUACCGGGCUGGUCCCGGCCCCGAGCAGCAGGUGGCCCUGUAUGACCUGCGGUCGGAGGUCGUGCUGGAGCGGCUGCUCUGCGGUGUGCAGUACGCCGUGGCAGUGUCCGCGGACAACUCGCUCGGCGGCGGCCCGCGCAGCGAGAGCAUAUACAUAUCAACACGGGGUGGCACUGUGUCACCGUGCGCCUGUACGCCUGGUCGUCCUCUUGCGACGUCACGUCGGUGA